Messenger RNA from Plasmodium malariae, 3882 nucleotides. RefSeq names its product Ran-binding protein, putative. The transcript has a single exon. The record is from RefSeq and is a predicted model, not a curated record. Gene Ontology annotation, biological process: mRNA splicing, via spliceosome. Gene Ontology annotation, molecular function: RNA binding. Gene Ontology annotation, cellular component: nucleus. Lineage: Eukaryota; Apicomplexa; Aconoidasida; Haemosporida; Plasmodiidae. Bases 1 to 3882 code for a protein of 1293 amino acids.
AUGACUGAGGAAAUGCCAUCGAAAAGUAAAAAUUUUAAAGAAAAUUAUGCAGAAGAACAUUAUUAUAACAACGAAAAAACAAAAUUUAAAAACUAUUAUAGGAGAGAGGAUUAUGAAGGGGACAGAAGAGAAAGAAAUGAGAGGAGUGAAAGAAAUGAAAGAGUAGAAAGAGUAGGAAGAGCAGAAGUAGUUGAAAGAGCCGAACGAGCAAAUAUAUCCGAAAACAUAGCAUAUUACGAUAAGAAUAAUAAAAACAUGCCAAGAGAUAAUUUUAGUAAGAACGAUUAUCAAAGGAGCAAAGAUAGGAGCUAUAGUAACAAGUAUGACAGAAAUAGAAGCCACGUCGACAAGUAUGAAAGACCAUAUCACAAGUGUAAUGAAGAAGAAUAUUAUGACAAUAAAAGAAGUAUAAGAAGAUAUGACGAAAGAACAAGCGUUCGCAUAAGGGCAGAGAAAACAUAUAAUAGUAAAAAUGAUACGGAUUAUUAUGAAAAACGUAACAGUAAUAAAAGUCCAGAUUUUGAGGGGGAUAGCCAUAAAAAGGCUAGAUACAAUUAUAGUAACAACAUGAAUAAUAGCAUUAACAGUAACAGUAACAACAACAAUAACAAUAACAGUAACAACAACAAUAACAAUAACAAUAACAGUAACAACAACAAUAACAAUAACAGGAACAACAACAAUAACAGUAACAACAACAAUAACAGUAACAACAACAAUAACAGUAACAGUACUGUGAGCAAAAGUUUGAGUAAGAAAUAUGAAAAUAAAAUAUAUUCGAAAUAUAGACAAGAUGAGGGACGAAGAGGCUCACGCAAUGGUGCAAAAAAUAGUGACAGUGAACAUUCGACUCGAUCAAAUGAUGAAAAAUAUAUUACGCACAGACGAAAGAAAUAUAGAUUAAAUGAUUAUAAUAAUAUUAAUUAUAAUAGAAGUAAUUAUAAUAGUAGUAAAUGUAAUAUUGGUAAUUAUAAUUAUAACCACCAUUAUAGUAAUAACAAUUAUUAUUAUGAUGAGGAAGACGAGAAUAAGGAGACUGGUACAUAUGAGCAUACCAGUAUGAUGAAUGCUAAAAAAAUAUUAAACAUAAAUGAUAUUUUAGAAAAGAAAAUAAAUAUUGAAUUAUCGAGAUUUGUAUUUAUGUACAAAAUAGUAGAAGAUAUAACUGAAGAUGAGAUUGAUGAAAUAAUUCGAAAUAUAGCAAUUAAUAAUGCUUUUUCCUUGCCUGUUAAUAUUUUUAUAAAUAAAUUAUCAUAUUUUUCUAUAAAAGAUGAUUUAUUUGUAAGGGAAAAUUUGGAAUUUUUAAAAAACAAUUCCUAUUUUAAUAAUAUACAAUAUAAUAUAUUAAGUACUCAAAUUGAAAACAAAAUUAAUGAUGAUCAGUGCUGUAUAAUUGAAUUUCCAUCCAAUGAAGCAUCUGGAAAACUUUUUUCUCUUUUUGAAAAAAAUGAUUGCUUAAUUGAAAUAAGAAAUAACAAUUCAUAUAUAUUCCCAUUAUUUAAAUUAAAAAAAAAAGGUAAAAAUAUAGAGGAAAAACAGCAGGCAUUAAAAAAAUUUUAUGACUGGUAUUGUUCUUCAUGUAAUUUUUUAAAUUUUUCUCGACGCCCAACUUGCUUUUUUUGUAAAGCUGCUAAAACAAGUGAUGCACAAAUUGUAGAGAAUGAAGCAAAGGGAAUAAAUCCUUUUUUAAAAAAUAAUUUUAGUUGUCAAGAUAGUAGUGGCUACAUGAAUGAUAUGUUCAAUUUAAAUCUGGACUCAAAAAAUUUUGAUAAUUUUGCAGUAGACACCCAUACAGGAGGGGAGGGGGUUUAUGCGAAUGAUAACAUGAACAGCUUAAAAAAUUUGAGUGGCAACUAUGAGGAUAUAACUGCGGGGGACAGUAAUAAGAGGAGUCAUAUUGGUAGUAGCGUAGCAGGUAAUAUCGGCAGCAGCGUAGCAGGUAAUAUCGGCAGUAGAGUAACAGGUAAUAUCGGCAGUAGAGUAACAGGUAACAUGGGCAGUAACAUCAAUAGUAACAACAGUAGUGAUUCACGUUUUAGCAAGCAGAAAGGCUUGCACAACACGAAAAGCGACAUGUGUUUAAGUGAUAAUUACAGCAAUAGUUAUAACAACAAUAUUUACUCGUAUAAUCCUAUAUUUCAUAACAUUGAAAAUAAUAUAGAAAACUACGAAACAACGAUAAAGGCAAUUUUACAGGAUGAGGAUAAAACGAACAUGUUAAUUUUAAAAGACAUUGAUGGAAAUAUAUCACAUAAAGAUAUUAUAAAAUUUUUGAAUGAAAUAUUUGAAAAACGUAAUGUUGAUUAUAUAUAUUUAUUUAACGAUAUAAAAGGAUCAAAUAAACGCAAAGGAUUUUGCUUUAUUGAAUUUAAUAAUUUAAAAGCUAUCGAAAAAAUGAUGAAAGAAUUAGAAGGAAAUUAUUAUAUUAGUUUUCAAAAUAAUUAUUUAAAAAUUGAUUAUAUAAAAGAAAAAGAAAAAGAAUGUUUUUUUCAAUGUAUAAAUUUAGCUAAAUUAAAUAUAAAUAAAUCAUCAGCUAUUACUGGUAAAAAUGUUAUACCUUAUUUUAAUUUUUUUGUUAAUUAUAUUGAUGCAAUAGCAAAUAUUAAUCUUAUGAAUUAUACAUAUUUCCUUACAUGGUCAUCUCAAAUUAUUAUUUUUAAAAAUGAAAGACCUGCUCUAACCGAAUUUUUUUUUGAUUAUAAUAGCCAAUAUUAUUACCAUCCUGUAUAUCAAAUUUAUUUUGAUAAUAAUACAAACUUUUACAUGUCUCUUUCAAAAGGAUAUUACAUGUGGAAUGAAAAAGCCAAAUGCUUAACGAGGUUUUACUUGGAAAAUGAACAAGCAGCAUAUGACAAAAAUAACAAUAACGAAUCUACAACAGUGCAAAAUAAUUUACAAACGCAUGAUGAACAGCUGGGGAAACCUGAUCAGGCGAAGGGAAAGGAGCAGGAGGAGGAUAAUCUUAUAAUUUCAAACAGUAUUGUGAGUGGUCAGGUGUUAAGCGGCAAAAAUGUGGACAAUCAUAAUUUAUGCGGUAAAAGUAUGAACGGUCAGAAUUUUAGCGGUGAAAAUAUGAACGAUCAGAAUUUUUGCGAUAAAAAUAUGAACGGCCAGAAUUUUUGCGAUAAAAAUAUGAACAGUCAAAGUGAAAAUACAAUUCUUACGAAAGUAUCAAACCUCGUAGAAAAAGCGAAAAUUAUUGCCUUGGCAUCCAAAAAAAAUAUGGAACAAAUGAAUAUGAAUGAAACUAGUGGUUCCAAUUUAGAAAAAAAAAGCAAAGAGAUAAUUAAAAAACACUUUUCUACCGAUUCAGCAGAUGAGGAAAAUGAUUUUUCGGACAAGGAAGAAUUACAAAAAAAAGGACUUCACGGAAAUUUGUAUAAUAUAAAUAGACAGUUAUAUAAGGAACAAAAAAGUAAUAAUAAUAGUAAAUGCAAUAGUAAUGACCAUAGCAAUAGUAACAGCAAUAGCAAUAGCAACAGCAAUAGCAACAGCAAUAGCAACAGUAAUAAUAAUAAUAAUGAUAAUAAUGAUAAUUCGAAAUAUGUUAGCAAAUCAAACAGUUGUAACGAAAAUUCUUUUAAAACUGAUACGACUAGAGGGGAUGGAAAAUUGUACAAUCAUACGAUGCUCGCAAGGAACUUGAAUAAAAGUAGUACCAAUAACAAUAACAUUGACAUUAAUGAAAUUAAUAAUGCUAACGACAAAGUAGGAAAAAGCGACAGUUUUAAUCAACUCUCUAAUAAUGACUGUAAUUUAAAUAUUUGUUUUGUAUGCUUACGAAAAUUUGUAAAUGCAGACCUUCUGCAAAGGCAUGUAGAUACCUCUGCAUUACAUAAAAAAAAUUUGGAAGCUGUAAUGAAUAUUGUUACUGUCACAUGA